AUGGAGAUGACUAGAGGAAAUAUUGGCAUGUUAAUUAAUCGUCUACAAACAAUAGUAAUCAUGAAGAGGAAUGAGAUACGAGGAAGAAGUCAAAAGGAUGAUGAUGAUGGUGCUGUUGUUGAUAGGCAUCAUCAUCAUCUUAUAACAGUUAAUGAUGUUAAGUUAGCUGAGGGUAGGAUCAUUCGUGGACCAUUGGAAAUCGAUAAUGUGAGAAUGGGCAACAAUUCAAAGGAGGAUUCUAACUUGGAAGGAUCAUCAUCAAUGGUGAAGAAAAGGAAAAGUGUUCAUAUAGAGGAUGGUAUAAUGGAGUCAUCCUCAUUACCACAUCUUCCUAAUACUUCACUUCUGCCGCCGCUACCUAAUAACACUAAACGUGCUAGGAUUGAUAUACGACAAUGGUUGGGUGCAUCAUCAUCAUCUGACUUGAUCGCUGACGAAGAGGAGAAGGAAGGUGAUUGUGUCGCGAAUACACUACUGCGUGAUGAGUCAGAGUUUCAAGAUGGUAGCAACAACAGCAGCAGCACUAUAUCGGACUCUAGAUUAUUCGAAUUCAACUUUAAUGAGGGCCAUACUAAUGCUGUUAAAAAGAUUGUUUAUGUGAGGGACCUUAUACUAUCAUCAUCGCCUUUCAGCAUUGCACCGGAAGUGCAUCAUGAGUAA
Molecule: messenger RNA, 660 nt
Organism: Perkinsus marinus ATCC 50983
Lineage: Eukaryota; Perkinsozoa; Perkinsida; Perkinsidae
Exons: 3
Coding region: 1-660 (219 amino acids)
Source: RefSeq, a predicted model, not a curated record